This is a messenger RNA of Lacerta agilis (Sand lizard), 5821 nucleotides long. RefSeq names its product iron responsive element binding protein 2 (gene IREB2). Lineage: Eukaryota; Metazoa; Chordata; Lepidosauria; Squamata; Lacertidae. Gene Ontology annotation, biological process: citrate metabolic process; tricarboxylic acid cycle. The record is from RefSeq and is a predicted model, not a curated record. The transcript is spliced from 22 exons. Bases 91 to 2982 code for a protein of 963 amino acids. Gene Ontology annotation, molecular function: 4 iron, 4 sulfur cluster binding; iron-responsive element binding; aconitate hydratase activity. Gene Ontology annotation, cellular component: mitochondrion; cytosol.
CUCCGCCCCCUCCUGGGCACUUGCCCCCCACGCGCCCCCCCUCCCUCGCCGCCGCCGCCGCCGCCGCCGCCUUUCUCGGGAGGGAGUGACAUGGAGCCGGCCGGGCCAGAGCGCCUUUUCCAGCACUUAAUUGAACCACUGAAUGACAGAACAGACAAGAAGUUCUACAAUGUUGCUAAACUGGGAGGCACCAAAUACGAUAUCCUGCCUUACUCCAUACGGGUACUGUUGGAAGCUGCUGUCCGCAACUGUGAUGGCUUCCUCGUGAAAAAAGAAGAUGCUAUGAACAUUUUGGACUGGAAAGAAAAACAGAACAAUGUUGAAGUGCCCUUCUGUCCUGCCAGAGUCCUUCUCCAAGACUUUACUGGAAUUCCUGCAAUAGUGGAUUUUGCCGCUAUGAGGGAAGCUGUGAAAAAUCUUGGAGGGGAUCCUACAAAAGUUCAUCCUGCCUGCCCAACAGAUCUCACUGUGGACCAUUCUUUGCAGAUUGACUUCAGUAAAUGUGCAAUACAGAACACUCCCAAUCCUGGAGGUGGUGAUCCACAGAGGCCACCACCAAAACUUUCUCCACUUAAAGCUCCUCGGAAGCUACCGUGCAGGGGCCAGUCCAGCUGCAGAGGGCCAUGUGAUGGAGAAUCUGGUCGUAACUCGGGGCCACUUUCUGUGCAGAUUGAGAACACACCUCCGCUGUGUCCUUUUCAUCUUCAACCAGUGCCUGAGCCGGAAACAGUGUUAAAAAACCAGGAGAUGGAAUUUGGUAGAAAUAGAGAGAGACUUCAGUUUUUCAAGUGGGGUUCCAAAGUUUUCAGGAAUGUCUCAGUAAUUCCUCCUGGAACAGGAAUGGCCCACCAAGUGAACCUGGAGUACUUGUCAAGAGUAGUAUUUGAUGUUAAAGGCUUCCUCUAUCCAGACAGCGUUGUUGGCACUGAUUCCCAUACAACAAUGGUGAACGGCUUGGGAAUCUUGGGAUGGGGUGUGGGUGGAAUUGAAACCGAAGCCGUCAUGCUUGGCUUGCCAGUCGCCCUCACCCUGCCUGAAGUGGUUGGGUGUCAACUGACAGGCUCAGCCAGCCCGCUUGCCACAUCAAUCGAUGUGGUCCUGAGCAUUACAAAGCAACUUAGGCAAGCAGGCGUGUCUGGAAAAUUUGUGGAGUUCUUUGGGCCUGGAGUUUCCCAGCUCUCCAUAGGUGACCGGACCACAAUAGCAAAUAUGUGUCCAGAAUAUGGUGCUAUCCUGAGCUUUUUCCCUAUCGAUAAUGUGACGUUAAAGCACUUAAAACACACUGGCUUUGAUGAGACCAGGCUUAAGUUGAUGGAAACAUAUCUUAAAACUGUGAAACUACUUCGAAGUUAUGAACUUUCGACAGAAGAACCUGAAUAUUCCCAGGUUAUAUGCAUAAAUCUGGGUUCUAUAAUGCCCUAUGUAAGUGGUCCCAAAAGGGCACAGGACAGAGUGGCUGUUACGAAUAUGAAGAGUGAUUUCCAGGCCUGCUUAAAUGAAAAGGCUGGCUUUAAAGGCUUUCAGAUUCCAGCUGAAAGGCAAAGGGAUGUGGUUCCUGUGGAGUAUGAAGGAAAUGAGUACAAGCUGGCUCAUGGAUCAGUCGUCAUUGCUGCAGUAAUCAGCUGUACAAACAACUGCAACCCCUCUGUAAUGCUAGGAGCAGGUCUGUUGGCCAAAAAAGCCAUUGAAGCUGGUCUGACUGUUAAACCGUACAUAAGAACCAGCUUAUCGCCUGGCAGCGGAAUGGUCACACACUAUCUCACUUCCAGUGGUGUAUUGCCAUACCUCAAUAAACUUGGAUUUGAGGUCGUUGGCUAUGGAUGUUCCACAUGUGUUGGGAAUACUGCUCCUUUGCCAGAAACCAUUCAGAAUGCAAUUGUGCAGGGUGACUUGGUUGCUUGUGGAGUUUUGUCUGGAAAUAAAAACUUCGAAGGCCGUCUCUGCAGCUGCAUCUGUGCCAAUUACCUUGCUUCCCCGCCUCUAGUUGUGGCUUAUGCUAUAGCAGGAACUGUGAAUAUUGAUUUCCAGACUGAGCCAUUAGGGGUCAGUCCUGAUGGCAAAAGAAUCUUCUUGCAUGAUAUUUGGCCCACUCGAGAAGAACUUCAGCAAGUGGAAGAAGAGUUCAUAAUAUCAUCCAUGUUUAAAGAGCUGAAGGGGAAAAUGGAGAAAGGAAAUAAGCGGUGGAAUUCCCUAGAAGCGCCUGAAUCAGUCUUAUUUACGUGGGAUUGGAAGUCUACUUACAUCCGAUGUCCUUCCUAUUUUGAUAAGCUUACCAAAGACCCUCUUCCACCCCAGUGUAUUGAAAAUGCGCACGUCUUGUUGUAUUUGGGGGAUUCGGUCACGACAGAUCACAUCUCACCCGCAGGAAGCAUUGCGAGGGGCAGCGCUGCCGCCAGAUACUUAACCAACAAGGGCCUCACGCCCCGUGAAUUCAAUUCCUAUGGUGCUCGGCGGGGAAACGAUGCAGUGAUGACAAGAGGCACCUUUGCAAACAUAAAACUUUUCAAUAAAUUCAUUGGGAAACCUGCUCCUAAAACAGUUCACUUUCCAACUGGACAGACGCUAGAUGUAUUUGAUGCAGCUGAGUUGUAUCGCAAAGAGAAUAUCCCUCUGAUAAUCUUAGCAGGCAAGAAGUAUGGACUGGGGAGCUCGAGAGACUGGGCUGCAAAAGGACCUUUUUUACUGGGUGUGAAAGCAGUUAUUGCUGAGAGCUAUGAGAAGAUCCAUAAAAGUCAUUUGAUUGGAAUGGGCAUUGCUCCGCUCCAGUUCCUCCCUGAGGAAAACGCAACAUUUUGGGGCCUGACAGGCAAAGAACAGUUUUCAAUCACAUUUCCUCAUGAGUUAUCCCCUGGAAUCUCCCUAGAUGUAAAGACGAACACAGGGAAAGUAUUUCAUGUGGUUGCCGCGUUUGACAGUGACAUGGACAUAACGUUAUACAAACAUGGUGGCGUUCUGAACUACAUGGUCCGAAGGUUGUUGUAGAGGCCUGCUCACACUUUGGGGGACUAUGCAUCAAUGGGCCAACCCCGCAAUGGCUUGCACAGGCCUCACUCCAUCGAUGGAACUGCGUACAGUCCUGCUGCACUCUGAAAUUUCGUCCAUGGAUGUAAAAGAUUGUGAAUUGUUGUAGUGACUGCAGCAAGAUCCGUCUGGAUUUUAAAAAUAAUACUCGAAUGGUGCUAUUGACAUUGCUUAAAAAUUGACGUGUGUGUUGUGAAAGAGAGCUGUAAGUAUGGGGAACGGCGGGAGGGGGUUGUCUUAGACCAUUUUGUAAAUAAAGUGACAUGAAACCUGAAACUGAAUUCUGUUGAAGAUUUUAAGCCAGAAGACUAUCUAUCAUUGGGCCCCACCCCAGUUUUGGCACCUUCAGCUUCCUUAUUGCUGUCUGUUGGUUUGAGGGCAGCACAUGGUUUGGCUUGAUGAGGAUGGGUAGUUUCCUUUUAAUUAAGGUUUCCAUAAAAGCAAAAGUCAGCGUGAAGGCCACAAGUUACAAACUUGAAGGGGAUUUGACCUAAGAGCAUACGUGUUCUGUGGCCUGGUUCGCACAACCAUGGCAUAGCAAGAGCAUAUUUAGCACGUCAUACAGACCAGAUGUACGUGAGGAGGCUGGGGAGUGUUUCUUCUGAAGGACACUGAGCUGAAGGCAAAACACCGCUAUUGGAGAACUGGUGUUUGCAGACAAACAAAAGCAGCACAGGGCGCUGCAGUCUUAACACAAAACUAUGUGAAUUUUUGACAAGGAUCUAGUACGGAUGUUUACGGGGUUCCCCCUCUGCUGAAACAGCAGCAAUCUGUUUUCCCCAUUUGCCUUUUGGAGUUAAUGGAUGUAGAGAAGCAGGGGCAAAACUAGACUUUAUUUCACCCAGGUCAAAUAUUUAGUUUGGCACACACACACACACCGCCCAUUUCUGCACACACACACAGGUUGAGAGCUUCAAUGGAAUUCCUCUGGAGACUUCACCUGGGGCAAAAAAACAGGCUAGCCCCCCCCCCAUAUGACCCUGAGAGAAGCAACCUGGGCUACCAGUCGCUGAGGAACUGAGCUGCAACAAUGGGUUUCAAUUAAUAAUUUUCACUUAUAACAAUCCAAUAAAAGCCACAUUAAUACAAUACCAAAUUAUAAUGUGAUUAAAAAAGCCAAUUAUCCAAUACCAAAUUAAACAAUUUUGAAUGACUUCCCGGGUUCUGGAUUUCAGGAAAUGAUGUUCUUAUUUUGUCCUGCUCCAAUACUCAUUCUUAGUCCAAAUACAACAGUUCCAAUCUUGAUCCUUUAUUUUAACAGCCACUGAUCUGUUUAUUUUCAUUCGUAUUUAACUGUUCCAUAUCCAUGAGUUUUGCAAGGGGGGGUUUUAUCCUGUAAAUUUCUGCGUGAAAUGUUUGUUUUUCGUUCAUCUUUACUCUUCAUGUUGUAAUCCAUCAUCCUCAGCAUUUCCCUUCACUUGCGCUUUCUGCACUCAAGGACUGCAAUUCUCACUGCAUCAAAUGCCAUUUUGCUUUCCAAGACAAAGAGAAGUCUGGUGUCUCGCUAUAGCCCCAGGAAGAUAUCCAGAAUUAUCUUCUUUGAUCCCUCUCGCAUCCGUUAACAAGCUGGUAUCUCGCCAAAGCCAUGAUAAGUCAGAACCAAAGUCCUGUAGGUCAAUGCCACAAAUCAUUUCAGUGUUUUCACACAGUUCAAUUCUUGCAAUUAAUCCGUAAAAAUUAUGAAGUUCUUGUUAAUUCCCUUUUGCAUUUUUUCCAAUCCAUUAACAAUUAAUACUUUGGGGGAGGUUUGCCAAAUCAUAAAACAGCAAAUAUAAUGUAUAUAGAGAAAGGGUAAAGGCUCCCAUCCCCCUACACACCAAUCAGGUUGAAAAUCCUCUCCAGAUUGAGACGUUGGCACUCAGUGGCUGAUUCAUUUAGCAGGUUAUCUUGUCCCCUUAGUCCAGAACAUGCCUGUUACUUAGAUCCAGAUCCAAAUCCAUCCUAAGAAACAGAAGAACCUCUGCUCAUAGUGACUGUGUUGGAGAGUUACCGAUACGUACAUCAGUGUCCCCUGCCUCCCUCAUUCCAUCAGAAUGAGAGGCAGGUAUCAGACGAUCGGCAAAUGAAGCUCACACACCCCGACCGGGGGGGGGGGGGGCCUUGCAAGGAUAAUUACUCUCAAAUUAUCCUUAAUUAGCUGCGCGAACGAUCUCCGCUAGUGUGGGAGCCGCUUUACACCAUGGCAGAAAGCACCAGAAGCCGCAACAAUGGGUUUCAACUUGUUCUGUUUUAACUAGCCUCUCUGGUUUUCUUCUCUUCUGCUUUUAGUAUGCAGUGAAAAACAGCUGCAAUUUUUUUGGCCUAAAGAAUAUUUUAAAUACCCACUUGCAUUGCUGAGGCAGCUCUGUGGUCUUGUACUCCCGUUUACAGGACGGGGAAUCAUUUCUUAAAGAUCCUUGCAUCCUGGGCCAAACCACCUAUUAAAACAGGGACAUUGCUGCUGCUGCUGCUUGGACUCUCAGUGUUGCCACUAGAAGCAGUUUCCUUUACAUAAUUGAGCAUAUUCUGUGUCACAGCAGGGAAAGCAGAGAAGGCCUGGUGGGUUUUAAAUGAGUUGUGUCAGAUUCUUUUUCACAUACUCUGUACCUUAAAGUAGUUUUAGUUAACAAACCUGGCCUGUGCCAAUUAUUCUACAGUAAGAAGUAACCUUUAAGAUUGACCUAGUCCACCAGAUAUACACAGUAAAAUUGGUUUUGCUCUUUGGGGAUUUCCACUGCACAAAAAUGUCAUUAGUAAUUAAAGUCCAUUUCAAUUUAUUGCAUAAAGAGCAAUUUAAGAACAAACGCACCCUCAUGCAGAA